AUAAAAAUAAAAAUAAAUCGACGAACAAAAAAAAAAAAAAAAAAAAAGAACAAGCAGUCUCGGUCUCUCUUUCUCUGCCUCGAACGCCGAAAAGAGAUUCUCAAUCUCUUGCCCCUAAAGCUAAUCCCUUUGAAAAAUUGUCUCUGGGAAAACAGAGACUAAAACCCAGCAGAGAAGAAAUAAUAUGAUCCCCUUUAGAUGACAAGGUGCAUGUUUUUGCAGGUUUUAUGAACUCUUCCACUUCUGCACGUGAUAGAUUUGGUUGAAUAUAUUUAUAUCGUAUAUAGAGAAUGGCGGAUGGAAUUUCGAGCUUCUGGGGUCCUGUCACAUCUACAACUGAGUGCUGUGAGAAGAAUUAUGCCUACUCAUCUUACAUUGCAGAAUUUUACAACACUAUAUCCAACAUCCCAACCAUUCUUUUGGCACUUAUUGGUCUUAUAAAUGCCUUAAGGCAACGAUUUGAAAAGAGAUUUAGUAUUCUUCACAUAUCUAAUAUGAUACUCGCCAUUGGAAGCAUGUUAUACCAUGCCACAUUGCAGCAUGUGCAACAGCAGAGCGAUGAAACUCCUAUGGUAUGGGAGAUGCUCCUUUAUAUGUAUAUCCUCUACUCGCCAGAUUGGCACUAUCGCGGUACGAUGCCCACCUUCCUCUUCCUCUAUGGUGCUGCUUUCGCUAUUGUUCAUUCGGUGAUCCGUUUUGGUAUUGGCUUCAAGGUGCAUUAUGUGCUUCUAUGUCUCCUUUGCAUACCUCGAAUGUACAAGUAUUAUAUAUACACACAGGAUGCCUGUGCUAAACGGCUGGCGAAGUUCUAUGUGGCCACUAUUUUCCUAGGGAGUUUGUGUUGGUUGUUUGAUCGUGUUUUCUGCAAAGAGGUUUCUCAGUGGCUAAUUAAUCCACAGGGUCAUGCCCUGUGGCAUGUGUUCAUGGGUUUUAAUUCUUACUUCGCAAAUACAUUCUUAAUGUUUUGCCGGGCUCAGCAAAGGGGAUGGGCUCCUAAGAUUGUCCAUUUUAUGGGGUUUUUGCCCUAUGUGAAGAUUGAGAAACCAAAGUCUCAAUGAAAGAAGAUGAGAAUAUAUGGUUGAAAGUAUAGUUUUGGUUGAGAAGUCCUGACAGUUGAGGAAAGAAAACAAGCAAGCAAGCGGACGAUUAUUCUUUUUUUUUUUUUUUUUUUUUUUUUUUUUUUGUUUGAAAAUUUUGUUUUUAACAGUGGAUCUUAAUGAUUGUUGAAUAUUACAUUGGUUAGUCGGGACCUCAUAAUUUUCAUUGUAAAAGUAGCAAAUGUACAAUAUUUAUGAGCUUUUUUGUUUGCAGUAUUGAUUAGGUGGCAUGUUCGCUGACCAUAAAUCUGUUUUCUGUCUGUUUCCUGUUUCCAGAGAAGCUGGUAACACGUUUUGUGAUGGAUUUGCUAUUGAUUUUUGGCUUGAAUCGUGAUUUCCUUUCUUUUAA
This is a messenger RNA of Ziziphus jujuba (common jujube), 1446 nucleotides long. RefSeq names its product alkaline ceramidase. Gene Ontology annotation, cellular component: membrane. The coding region runs from base 291 to 1058 and encodes 255 amino acids. The transcript has 3 exons. Lineage: Eukaryota; Viridiplantae; Streptophyta; Magnoliopsida; Rosales; Rhamnaceae. Gene Ontology annotation, biological process: defense response to other organism; ceramide metabolic process; autophagy. Gene Ontology annotation, molecular function: hydrolase activity, acting on carbon-nitrogen (but not peptide) bonds, in linear amides. The record is from RefSeq and is a predicted model, not a curated record.